AUGUCAACAAAGUGCACUUACCUUUUCGGUCAAAGGUCUAUAAGUAACUCCAGAGUUAAGCGUGCUUGGGCUGGAGUAGUUGAAGGAUGGGUGACCUUACGGGAAACAAAGGUAUUUACGGGCAAUAAGAAUGGCGACCCAGGCAUGAUCGGUGACGGAUCUUCUCGGAUCUGUUCCAAGAGGUUUAAUUCGGUUCCCACAUACUGUGGUGUGGUGGUUAUUGUCUCUUGUUUUUUUGGAGUCUUUGGGAUUGAUUUUGUAGGUCAUACUUCGAGAGUAAUAUACGGUGGACAUACGGUCACAAUUUUGGUGAAACCUUGUCUUGGAAAUUAUGAAUUGAUCAGCAUAUAUGGUGGUUUUUUCUUCAGGAUCGUGAGGGAUUCUAUCCAGACUGGUAUCAACGGAUUUGGUAGGGCUUCUUUCAGCGAUGCAAAGGAUCCCAUACGGAUCUCUUACUCUUAUAUAUUGGUUAGGUUUGGAAGGAUUUGGCUUCUCCUUGAAUUUUCACGGUGGGUCUGGAUUUUAUGUUAUCGGCUUAGUUUGGAUAUGGGAUUAUGCAGAGAGAAACUGAGAUACUCGGAAGUUCACAAACAGAAAUCAAGGAGCUUUUGUGAGUCGGAUUCAAGAUCGAGGAAGAAUUGUGAUAUAUCACACAUCAGACUGGGGAAAAGGGAUUUUGAUUGGUUCACGGGUGUAAUAGAAUCAAGGUUGUUUCAAAACUCAUUGGUGAUCCGGAAUAGAGAUACAGACGCUCAUGUCUUUAUGAAUAUGGGUUUAUUGGGAGAUUUGAUGGACUGGAGAAUUAUCUUUCUUCAGUUCAGAGGAUUACAGAUCUUUUUGAUUGAUAGUAUCCUCAUGGAGACGUUUAGAAUGAGAACUAUAAGCAGAGUGAUGUAUAAUGGGUUCCCAUAUUACUCUCAGUUUCGUUUGUCUCCUGUGUCUUCUUUUUUUGGUAUACGUUAUCUCUUGAGUCAUCCUCGCGACGUGUCUGAAGAGCAUGAUCUUAAAUCUGGUGGAUCAAACAAGGGAAAAGAAACUCUUAAGCCGAGGCCGACGAUUACUGUUAUUCGGUUUCACAACAGGGUUGGUCUUACUGGUGGAUCGCUGAGGAGAUUUGUCCAAGGAAUCUGGUCUAAUACUUGGCUCCCGGGUAGUGUUUUUGGAGAGGUCUCUUACUGUGCUCUAAUCAUAAUAUCUGCAGUAGAGCAAGCAGAGUUUCUCAAUUGUGUGCAGAGGUUGUCACCCGUUUCUCAGAUGAUUCGAAGGAAAAUGGCUUUAUAUAGUCCAAGCACCAAAAUAAUGUAUAACUCUUGGAAAAAUAUGGUCUGGAAAAUAAUACAGCUGUAUUAUUCCAAUGGGAAAUUUCAGGGGAAAAUGUAUGUUCUCUUUUGGUUUUAUUGUGGUUCUUUAAAUGGAAAAAUUGUUGGUCUCUUAAUAUUUAUGGUUAUGACACGACUCGCCGGGAAGAAUGGAAGGAAAAUCUCAGAGGGAGAUCCGCCGGAAGGAUCGGAGGUUACAAAUAAACCAGUUUAA
Microthlaspi erraticum is the source of this 1533-nucleotide messenger RNA. The record is from the annotation of a GenBank genome assembly. NCBI's taxonomy places the organism in Eukaryota, Viridiplantae, Streptophyta, Magnoliopsida, Brassicales, Brassicaceae.